ACCUAUCCCUCCCAUGUCCCCACCUCCACGGUGCCCCUUUCCCCUCUCCCAAGAAAUGCUUUUCGGUGUGUUUUUCUCGCAAAUCCUCCCUUGUAUAAAAGGCCCAGGCCCUCCUUCGGUGUGUUACCGCUCUGAGCGUGUAGUCUUGUUUUCGGACAUCAUCACGUUGCUCUGAUAUUUCACCCCCAAGCAUCAAUGGCUCUGCGAAGGGUCACCGGCACAGCUCCUACUCUUUUCUCGAGGCUUCUCAACAGCCAUUUCUCUGUUGUCCGCUGCACUCCCUCUGUUUCUCGCUCGUUCAAUACUAACGCACAGCUUUCCAACUAUGAUGACGACGAUCGAAGCGUUGAUAUUGACCGCCGCUCUGAUUCCCCUGCCGCUCGUCGUCGUGAUUCUGUUCCCAGCUUUUUCUCAGAUGCCUUUGAUCCGUUUGCUCCGCCGAGGAGCUUGUCGCAGAUGCUGAACCUUAUGGAUCAAUUCGUGGACAAUCCAUUUCUGGCGGCUUCUCGUGGCGUUGGCGCAGGUUCAAGGAGAGGAUGGGAUGUGAAGGAGGAUGAGAACGCUCUGUUUUUGCGGAUGGAUAUGCCUGGGCUUGGCAAAGAGGACGUCAAGAUUUCGGUAGAGCAGAACACGCUGGUAGUGAAAGGUGAGGGAACCAAAGAAUCAGAAGAUGAGGAGGACGGCGUUAGGAGGUACUCCAGUCGACUGGAUAUUCCGCCCAAGUUAUACAAGAUCGAUUCGAUUAAAGCUGAAAUGAAGAAUGGAGUGCUCAAGAUCAAGAUUCCGAGAGUUAGGGAGGAAGAACGAGAAGACGUUUUUCAAGUUAAGAUAGAGUGACACCUUCGCAUCGCAUGAUUCACCAAAUCCUGAAUCAAACUUCUGCUGUCUUUUCUGUUAGGUAUCGAUGUGUAUCAAGUUUUUUUGUGUUGUGUCUGUAUCGUCGGCUGCAUGCUAUAUCCGUCGAUGGCAGGACUUUUGAAUGAACUAGUUUGUAGUAACUCCACUGGUCAAAAAUAGAAGAUGUUGUGUGGUGUUGUUGAUGUUA
This is a messenger RNA of Neltuma alba, 1045 nucleotides long. RefSeq names its product small heat shock protein, chloroplastic-like. The coding region runs from base 196 to 837 and encodes 213 amino acids. The record is from RefSeq and is a predicted model, not a curated record. The transcript is spliced from 2 exons. Lineage: Eukaryota; Viridiplantae; Streptophyta; Magnoliopsida; Fabales; Fabaceae.